UUGUCCUGUAUCGUGUUCCCCUGUUAUUAAACCCUGUUUGUUUUGCUAUCCUGCGUUUGGGUCCACUACCUGCCCCGCGUCAUGACAGUUUACAUACUAGCCUUAGGCUUGUUAAUUAGACAUUAUAUAUUAAUUACAAAACUUAAGGGUGGCUUAGAAAAACCCAUUAAAUGUCACAGGAGCUGAAAAAGCAGAAGGAAAAUGUAUGUGUGUUGAUCAAAAUGUGUUUGUUUAUUAUCAUUAUUAUUUUACAUGUUGAUUUCUUGCUGUCCAGUGUGUCUAUUUUAUCAUAGAUUAAAUCUACAUUUUUUAGAAACUACUUUUCAUAUGUCAAAAAACAAAAACAAAAAAAAACAGGAAACUAUCAUUAGUUUAUUAUUAGUGUUUUGCUAGUGGAGAACUUAUAAACAUAAAAGUCUAACUUUUCCUGCAAUCAUGCAGAACAUGUAGGAAAAAGCUGCUACCUGUAUAUGUUCAUAAUGUACAAAUCCCACCAAAAUACUAAAGUUUGUCCCUUUUUCUUUUCUUGUGAAGACUUAAAGCUAAGAAAGAUAAUAAUCUUCCAGCUGAAAGGCAACUCAUCCCUGGAGUGGUCGAGGCAGACCACAUUCCACCACAGAGUAGUUUUUGGGAACUCUGUAAGAUUUUCAAAAAAAAUAAAGAAAAGAAGAAAUCCUUCAAAGUAAAUCAUCCGGCACUCUAUAACUUAGUGAUGAACAAUGAGGAUAAAAUUGAGAAGUAUUUAGAGAAGGAUGUGAACAAGAAGGAUAAGAACAAGAAGGAUAAGAACAAGAAGGAUAAGAACAAGAAGGAUAAGAACAAGAAAGAUAACAACAAGAUGGAUAACAACAAGAAGGAUGAAAAAAUCAUUCCUAGUUUUUAUGGAAGACAUCUGAUUUGCAUGAAUGCUCUGUACUGGGACCAUCGACGUGCACUGAGUACUGGCAGCAGUCAUGUAUCCGUAGCAUGCAGAGAAUUGCUGACUGAUACAUUUGGAAAUGGAGACGUGGUUAAAGCACUGAAGCUGUCACUAAUAAUGGCACACCCAGAAUCCUCGGACAACAUAUACUCCGGUAACUGUUUCUCAGGGGGAACUGAUCAAUCAAAGUACAAGGAGUGUAGACUUACACCAGAAAAUAUUAACAAAUACUACAAAGAUGGAUUUAAGAAUAUUGUAAAUAAAUACAAGACGAUAGAAGUGAUUGACGAAGUCAACGCAGCUCAUCUGAUGGCCUGGGUGGGAGAUGAUAAAUAUCUGUACCAAGAAGAACUAAAUAAAAUAAUUAUGUUUUGCAACAACAAGCUCAGUCAGAGGUUACAGGCCAGCACUAAGAAGAGGAAUGUGUUUGCAUUUUCGGGUGAACCAGAUGAUCAGGUGUUGCAUACUAAUAUUUUUGAUAACAAUAAAAUACGGAGGUUAGCAGAAAGAGAUGUUGACUAAUUAAUCCAAAUAUUUAGCUCUAAGCUAACUAGUAGCUUAAAGUUGUUUUUGAAAAAAAUAAAAAGUAUAAUCGAGUCUGUUGUUCAAAG
Tachysurus fulvidraco (yellow catfish) is the source of this 1530-nucleotide messenger RNA. RefSeq lists its product as uncharacterized. Lineage: Eukaryota; Metazoa; Chordata; Actinopteri; Siluriformes; Bagridae. The record is from RefSeq and is a predicted model, not a curated record. The coding region runs from base 713 to 1441 and encodes 242 amino acids. The transcript has 3 exons.